AGGAUCGCAAGGCGCAUUAUAAUUGCCCCACGCCCUUGUUCAUCCAACUGCGGCACUUUAAGAUAUUUCUGCGCCCCUUCCAUCCCCUCUCCGCUUCUCAACUAAUCCAACAGCAGCACCAAACCAUCAGAUCAAGCCUUUCUCUUUAAUUCCGCAGUGUUUUCUUGUUGAUUGCCUCAGUUUUUUUUUUCUUCUUCCUUUCCGGUUUGUGUACCAGUUAUGGAACCACGAGUUGGCAACAAGUUUCGCCUGGGUCGUAAGAUUGGGAGCGGUUCCUUCGGCGAGAUUUUUUUAGGUACUAAUGCUCAAACUAAUGAAGAAAUAGCAAUCAAACUUGAAAAUGUCAAAACAAAGCAUCCACAGCUGCAAUAUGAAUCAAAACUUUACAGGAUUUUACAAGGAGGAACUGGCAUUCCAAAUGUGCGAUGGUUUGGCAUAGAAGGAGAUUAUAAUGUUCUUGUUAUGGAUUUGUUGGGCCCAAGCCUUGAAGAUUUGUUUAAUUUUUGUAGCCGAAAACUCUCUCUGAAGUCUGUCCUGAUGCUAGCUGAUCAGAUGAUCAACCGUGUUGAAUAUCUUCACUCUAAAUCUUUCCUGCAUCGAGAUAUCAAACCAGAUAACUUUUUGAUGGGCUUGGGGAGGCGAGCAAAUCAGGUCUACAUUAUUGAUUUCGGAUUAGCCAAGAAGUACAGGGACACCACAACCCAUCAGCACAUUCCGUAUAGGGAGAACAAGAAUUUGACUGGAACAGCAAGAUAUGCUAGCAUAAACACUCACCUUGGAGUUGAGCAAAGCAGGAGGGAUGAUUUGGAGUCUCUUGGAUAUGUUUUCAUGUAUUUCUUGAGAGGAAGCCUCCCAUGGCAGGGUUUAAAGGCUGGAAAUAAGAAGCAGAAAUAUGAAAGAAUUAGUGAAAGAAAAGUUUCCACAUCUAUUGAGGCCUUAUGUCGUGGUUAUCCAUCAGAAUUUGCAUCAUACUUCCACUAUUGUCGUUCACUACGUUUUGAUGAUAAACCUGAUUAUGCAUAUCUUAAGAGAAUACUUCGUGAACUCUUUAUCCGUGAAGGUUUUCAAUUUGACUAUGUGUUUGAUUGGACCAUUUUGAAAUACCAGCAGGCACAAAUUGCAGGUGUUCCACCACGAGCUGUGGCUCUUGCAGAUGGACCUAGCUCUGGUUUGGCCCCUGCCACUACUAAUGUUGAUAGGAAGUCUGGUGUUGAAGGAGCAAGAACAAAUGGUUGGGCAGGGGAUCAGUCGCGUUUGCAAUUCUCUGCACCAAUUGCAAAUGCUGGUAACAUAUACAAUGAGAAGAGUCCAGCAAUAAAUGAUCCAGCUGUCCCAAGAGAAACUACUCCAUCGAGCUCAGCAUUUGUGAGGCGGUCAGGUGGGUCUUCAAGCCGAGCCUUGGCUUCUAGCAACCGUGAUGUAAUGCCGAGCAGCGACUCAAAUAUAUCACAUACCCGCACAAAAGAAGCAAGCCCUGCAGUCUUUACUAAAGUUUCAGCACAGCGAGGUUCCCAAGCUAUAUUGACAGACCCCAAAUAUUCAUCAGCCGGCAGGCAUCGAGCUAUGGACUACGAAUCUACACUCAGAGACCUUCACGGCCUUAACCUUGACAAUGAUGGAAGGCCCGCGUAUUAGCAUUCUCCUUGGAGUUGAUAUUCACCUCCUCAUCCAUUGUAAAUAGAAACCCUAAACUACCAUAAUUCUAAGCAAUGCAUUGCUAUGGAUUCAGAGAAACUCCCUGUUUCUUAUUCAAUUAAGGAUCCAGGGACUUGCAAAAAAAGCCUAGCUUUAUGUCGAAGCCAGGGAAAGGGGUGUGGUUCUUGCUAUUGUAUGUGGGUGUAUAUAUUUGUGAUAUAUGAGGAGAUCACUAUCAAUCUACUUGUUUUCAAUUGCAUAAUAGAUCAACAAACUGUUGCUUAGGCA
This is a messenger RNA of Zingiber officinale, 1923 nucleotides long. Its product is annotated as casein kinase 1-like protein 1. Gene Ontology annotation, cellular component: cytoplasm; nucleus. The record is from RefSeq and is a predicted model, not a curated record. The transcript has 15 exons. Gene Ontology annotation, biological process: signal transduction; peptidyl-serine phosphorylation; endocytosis. Bases 220 to 1635 code for a protein of 471 amino acids. Lineage: Eukaryota; Viridiplantae; Streptophyta; Magnoliopsida; Zingiberales; Zingiberaceae. Gene Ontology annotation, molecular function: ATP binding; protein serine/threonine kinase activity.